CGCUCUCAAAUCUCAAACCCUGAGAUUUGAGCUUUCUUCAUAUCCCUUUCACUCUCAUUUUCUUUUAUUUUCCUUUUCAUUUUCCCGUGAAACUCCACUUCUCUUUCAAUCAUGAUAUCUGCAAGCAAAAUCAAAUCCGUCGAUUUUUACAGAAAAAUCCCAAGAGAUUUAACUGAGGCAUCAUUAUCUGGAGCAGGGUUAUCCAUAGUUGCAGCUCUCUCCAUGAUGUUUUUAUUUGGAAUGGAACUUAGUAAUUAUUUGUCUGUCAGCACCUCUACAUCUGUGAUUGUUGACCAGAGUUCUGAUGGGGACUUUUUACGUAUAGAUUUCAAUAUCAGUUUUCCUUCCCUCUCAUGUGAGUUCGCGUCAGUUGAUGUGAGUGAUGUGCUGGGAACAAACAGGCUAAAUCUAACAAAAACAGUUCGCAAGUUUUCCAUCGAUUCAAAUUUAAGACCCACUGGAACUGAGUUCCAUUCAGGACCAGCUUCUAACAUCAUUAAGCAUGAUGAUGAAGUAAAUGAAGAAUCCGUUGAAGGUUCUGUUGUUCUCACGACACACAAUUUUGAUAAAUAUGUUCCUCAGUUUGCAGUUACAGUUGUUAAUUUUUAUGCUCCUUGGUGUUACUGGAGUCAACGCUUGAAACCGUCAUGGGAGAAGGCAGCUAAAAUACUAAAAGAGAGAUAUGAUCCAGAAAUGGAUGGCCGUAUUAUUUUGGGGAAGGUAGAUUGCACUCAAGAAGGAGAGUUGUGCCGGAGGCAUCAUAUACAAGGGUAUCCUUCAAUUCGUGUCUUUCGUAAAGGAAGUGAUGUCAGAAAUGACCAUGGACAUCAUGAUCACGAGUCCUAUUAUGGAGAUCGUGACACAGAGAGCCUAGUCAAGACAAUGGAGACUUUAGCAGCAUCUCUCCCAGUAGGAACUCAGAAGUUAGCUUUGGAAGAUAUAUCCAAUGCUACAACGAAUACAAAAAGACCAGCACCAUCAGCAGGGGGAUGUAGAAUUGAAGGAUACGUGCGUGUCAAGAAGGUUCCUGGAAACUUGAUAAUCUCAGCUAGAUCUGAUGCCCAUUCCUUUGAUGCUUCUCAAAUGAACAUGUCACAUGUCAUAAACCAUUUAUCUUUUGGAAGGAAAGUGUCACCUAGGGUCAUGAGUGAUGUGAAGCGCUUGAUACCCUACGUCGGUAGCAGCCAUGACAGGCUGAAUGGUCGGUCAUUCAUCAAUACACGUGAUUUAGGAGCAAAUGUUACUAUGGAGCAUUACCUUCAGAUUGUUAAAACAGAGGUGAUAACUAGAAAAGAUUAUAAAUUAGUUGAGGAGUAUGAGUACACAGCGCACAGCAGUGUGGCACAAAGUUUACACAUUCCUGUUGCGAAGUUCCAUCUAGAGCUCUCUCCUAUGCAGGUCUUAAUAACGGAAAACCAGAGGUCUUUCUCGCACUUUAUUACAAAUGUCUGUGCGAUUAUUGGGGGUGUUUUCACGGUAGCUGGAAUCAUGGACUCAAUUUUGCACAACACUCUUAGAAUGCUGAGAAAAAUUGAGCUUGGCAAAAAUUUUUGAUAGAUAGUCGGGAAUUUUUUUUAUAUCGUAGGGCUCUUGAUUGCGCUAGAUCCACUUUAGAGAGGUUUUUUUUGGCAGGGAUUGUUAUCUAUAGAUACACUUCAAGCAUAAAAAUGUAACUUUUUUAGGUUUUAUUUCGGUCGUAGAUUGCGAGUUCCAUAAAUGCGUCUUGUAUUUGCCCUCCACUAAAUUUUUUUACUUUGGUUAUGGUUGAGAAAAAAAAAAUGGGAGUAAAGUGAUUAAAUGGUGACUUUUUGAGUGCGCUCGUUGCACGUCAGUCUUCUGUGGGAUUCAU
Abrus precatorius (Indian licorice) is the source of this 1849-nucleotide messenger RNA. Its product is annotated as protein disulfide-isomerase 5-4-like. Bases 112 to 1554 code for a protein of 480 amino acids. Gene Ontology annotation, cellular component: COPII-coated ER to Golgi transport vesicle; endoplasmic reticulum. The transcript has 15 exons. NCBI's taxonomy places the organism in Eukaryota, Viridiplantae, Streptophyta, Magnoliopsida, Fabales, Fabaceae. The record is from RefSeq and is a predicted model, not a curated record.